AUGAGCUUUAGCGCCGCAAGAGUUGCGGAGCAUGUCGCUGAGGUCGAGGACGCAAGGGGGAUGCCGGCAGAGGUGAGCUGGGAGAUGCUUGACAAGUCGCGGUUUUUUGUACUCGGCGCCGCGCUCUUCUCUGGCGUCUCCGCGGCGCUGUACCCGGCCGUCGUCCUCAAGACGCACCUCCAGGUUGCUGCCCCACCACAGGCCGCGGCCUCGGCGGCAGCGGCGGCGAUUCUCCGGCGCGACGGUCCCCGAGGGUUCUACCGUGGAUUCGGUGCGUCCCUCGCGGGCACGGUGCCCGCGCGCGCGCUCUAUAUGGCGGCGCUCGAGGCCACCAAGAGCGCCGUGGGCUCUGCCGCGCUACGCCUCGGCGUCGCGGAACCGGCCGCCUCCGCUGCCGCCUCGGCCGCGGGCGGCGUCUCUGCUGCCGUAGCGGCGCAGGUCGUUUGGACCCCGGUCGACGUCGUCAGCCAGCGCCUCAUGGUCCAGACGGCGCCCGUCGCUGCCGCCCGCUACCGCGGCGGAGCCGACGCCUUCCGGAAGAUCCUACUCGCGGACGGCGUGCGCGGCCUGUACCGCGGCUUCGGUGUCUCGGUGCUGACCUACGCACCCUCCAGUGCCGCGUGGUGGGCCUCCUACGCGACGGCGCAGCGGCUCCUCUGGCGCGCCGUCGGCCCCGCGCACCACGACAGCCGUGGCGCCGCGAUGGGCGUGCAGGGUGUGAGCGCCGCCGCGGCGGGAAGCGCGGCCGCGCUGGUGACGAUGCCGCUGGACACCGUGAGGACGCGGCUGCAGGUUCUGGACGCUGGGGCGCAGGCGCCGACGCUCGCGGCCGCGGCGUGCGCGCUGGUUCGGGAGGGAGGAUGGGCUGCUUACUACCGUGGGCUUGGGCCGAGGUGGGUGUCCAUGUCGCUGUCUUCGGCCACCAUGGUCACCACCUACGAGUUCUUGAAACGGCUCUCGGCCAAGGAAGGCUCCCUCUGA
Miscanthus lutarioriparius is the source of this 981-nucleotide messenger RNA. The record is from the annotation of a GenBank genome assembly. NCBI's taxonomy places the organism in Eukaryota, Viridiplantae, Streptophyta, Magnoliopsida, Poales, Poaceae.